This is a messenger RNA of Anoplopoma fimbria (sablefish), 2656 nucleotides long. It is a transcript of the gene spry1, whose product is annotated as sprouty homolog 1, antagonist of FGF signaling (Drosophila). The transcript is spliced from 2 exons. The coding region runs from base 684 to 1772 and encodes 362 amino acids. Lineage: Eukaryota; Metazoa; Chordata; Actinopteri; Perciformes; Anoplopomatidae. Gene Ontology annotation, biological process: negative regulation of fibroblast growth factor receptor signaling pathway; negative regulation of Ras protein signal transduction; multicellular organism development. The record is from RefSeq and is a predicted model, not a curated record. Gene Ontology annotation, cellular component: membrane; cytosol.
AUGGGAGUCGGCUUGUGGAGCAAACACUGAGCUCUGCGUUCCCAUUCAUUCAGUGCUGAACAGGCCCGCGGAGCUGCAGAGAGGCACAACCGGCCGGCUGCGACCCAACAACGACGUUUCUUUUUUCUUUUCUUUUUCCUCUUCUCGCAGACUCCCCCGCAACAAUAAGUAACAGACAGAACCCAAAACGCAACACACUGAGGAGAGAGAGAGAGAGAGGAGAUUUUUUGGGAUCUAUACGUUCGUGUUUCAUUUCAUUUCUCCAAGAACUUUCUUUUUUUUAUUCUUUUUUUAUUACAAUUCCAUGUAGGUCUGUCCUACAGAUCGGCCUCCCGAAGUGCGCAGCAGAUCUCCGGGUUCCUUCCCUCCUCCAUCAGAGCUCCACCGUGGAUUGUACUUUGCUUUAUCCUGGGACGAAUGCACGCAUAACCCACUGCUGAACUAACCCCCCCACCCAAAAACAAACAAACAACAUAAAUAAAUAUUAAAAAAGGGAAUAACGCAAAGGGAUACUCUCGCACUUUGGAUUACCAGUCCCCGUCUGGACAUUGGCCCUUUUCCCUUUUUGGAUGGAGUUCUGCUAGGCUGUCUGGUUGAUGGAUUCGACGUUAUGGAUGGUUGCAUAUAGGUUUUCCGAUGCAUGCCAAGUCCACGGUGAAUGUCGGAAGUGGUGAUCCCCCCAGAUGGAGCUCCAAAGUCAACAUGGCCCCGGCGGUUCAUUAGUGGUGAUCCAGCAGCCUUCCCUAGAGAGCCGGCAGAGGUCGGAUUACGAGCGGGAGCUCCAGCAUGCCGCCAUUCUCUCCCUGGACCAAAUCAAGGCCAUCCGCUCCAACAACGAGUACACCGAGGGGCCCUCGGUGGUGCGGAGGCCCCCAGCUCCCCGCAUUGCCCCCAGGCCCCAGGACAAGCAGGAGAGGACUCACGAGGUCAUCCUCGUCAAUGUGAACAACAAUUAUGAGCACCGGCCUUCGGGUCACCACCAUCACGUCGGGGGCGGCGUGGUGGUCGUGGCCGGGGGACAGCAGUACGGCGGGUCCCGGGCGCCGGGGCUCAGCCGCUCCACUAGCACAGGAAGUGCCGCCAGUUCAGGGAGCAACAGCAGCGCCUCCUCUGAACAGGGACUCUUGGCACGCUCGCCCCCCUCCAGGCCCGGUGUUGGCUUACAGCACCACCACAGAGCGGAGCGGCCUGUUCGGACUCAGCCCAAGCCCAAGGCCCUUUCACAGCCCCAGCAGGGACCUCACUUCCACCAGCCUCCACUAGAGGCUCCGCUCAAGCCACAGGGCAAAGGGAAAUCAGACUUUUCUGGCUCUGGCAACGGGCCUGUGGCUGCCGCCGGGCACCAGUUCAUCUGCGAGCGCUGCGGGAAGUGCAAGUGCAGCGACUGCACGGCUCCCAGGAGCCUGCCGUCGUGCCUGGCGUGCAACGGCCAGUGCCUCUGCUCGGCCGAGAGCGCGCUGGAGCACGGCACGUGCAUGUGCCUGGUCAAGGGCAUCUUCUACCACUGCUCCAACGACGAUGAGGGGGACUCCUGUGCUGACCAGCCCUGCUCGCUGUCACGCUCCCACUGCUGCUCUCGUUUCCUGUGCAUGGGAUUAAUGUCGGUACUCUUCCCCUGUCUGCUAUGCUACCCACCUGUCAAGGGGUGUCUGAAGGCGUGCCAGGGCUGCUACGACCGGGUGAACAGGCCCGGCUGUCGCUGCAAGAACUCCAACACUGUCUAUUGCAAACUGGAGAGCUGGGCCCCACAGAGCCAGGAGAAACCCUCCUGAUCGGCCCUGUGUGUUUGUGAUUGCGUGUGCGCGGGAGACUCUUGAUGUGGAUCUUAUGAUGACAAUGAUAAUGACGAUGAUAAGUCACAAAUUAAUGUUUAUCAAACAUUCUAAGCACCUCCCACCAGCCUCCCCUCCUCGCUGCGGAAACCUAAGGAGCUAAAGCAAAGGAGUAACGAAAACCACUCAAUUAUUUUUAUUUUCUCUGGAUCAGGACCAUGUUUUUACAGACCAGUGUUUGCCUUAACUGUUUCUAUGUCUGUCCUCAGCUCCUCAUUAACACUAUUUUUUUAUAUAUAUAUGAAAAAGUUUCUCUUCCGUUUUAGGUAGGCAGUUUCCUCUGGGCCUGUGUGCCCGGUGGCAGCUGCCUCUCACCAAAUCUGUGAAGGACGAUCUACUAUAGGGCAAUUAUGUAGCUGUUACCUGUUAUUCAUAGCGAGCAGGUAUGUUUGAAUUUAUUGGUUGCUACCACACUAAAACCGUGGUUCUUAUGCUCAUGAUGCAUUAACGAAAGCACAUCCAUCUCAUAGUAUUUUUUUUUUUUCCCACUUGGAUAUGUUUCUCUCCUUCCACCCAUCUGAACUCUUCAUACACAUUCUGUGGCAUUCUCCCAUGUUUGUUUGUUUUUGUUUUCUUUAUUUUUGUGUAAAUUGUAUGCUCAAAAAUCCAUAAGAGGAAUUCUGGCUAUUUUUUAAAAGAAAAAAAUGUCUGUUAAAACAUUUUUUUUUUGUUGUAAAAAAUAUUUAUUAUGUGAAGCUCUAUUAUUUUAUGAUAUUUAUUGCAAGAGACAGUCUUAAAUUUACUCAUGUCUGAAUAUAACAAAAUAUCAAAUACUUACUGAAAAAUUAAAGGGUGGCACAAAAGAAAACUAUGUUAACUUUAAU